This is a messenger RNA of Cavenderia fasciculata, 918 nucleotides long. RefSeq lists its product as uncharacterized. The transcript is spliced from 4 exons. The record is from RefSeq and is a predicted model, not a curated record. Bases 1 to 918 code for a protein of 305 amino acids. NCBI's taxonomy places the organism in Eukaryota, Evosea, Eumycetozoa, Acytosteliales, Cavenderiaceae.
AUGAACACUGCUAUUAAGUUAAUCACAUUCUCUCUCUUCCUCUCUGUUGCAUCUGCUAACCUCUACGGUGUAUGGCAAGAUGGUAAUACCGCCAACUUUGGUAUUAUCAGUGAAACUGGUGUCCCAACCAUGAAAUUGGAAUUCCCAGGUUACACCAACUGGCACGUUGGCAACUCUGCCAUGAACAAUUUUACCAGUAUGUUUACCUUUGUCCUCAGCAGCAACAACAUCCAAUACCUCGUUAGUGUCAACGUUGCCACCAACAAGGUUCUCUACUUUGCCCCAAUCCCAGAAGGAAAGAUUCCAUACGGUCUCAAGUACGACCCAGACGUCAACUCUAUGAAGUGUGUCUUGCAAGGAAGUGGAAACAACACUUGGUUGGUUGGUGAAAUGGAUCCAGCCUCUGCUAGUUAUGAUACCUAUGGUAUGGUCCAAGGUGCUUACCUUUCAACUGGUCUCUCACCAUACAACCACAGCUACUUUGUAGUUGUUGGAGUUCAACAAGGUGGUCCAGAAAUCCUCAUGUACAGUUACGACACUAGAUCCGGUCAAGAAACUGGUGAUGUUGUUCUUUUGCUCCCACAAAACUUUAUUGGUGGACCAUACAACCUUCUUUACAUUCCAACUUUGGAUGUUUUAGUUUGCAACAUUUUAAUCAAGGACGAGAAUGAUAACACUGGUAUGGAUUAUGCUAUCAUUGAUAUUGUUGGUGGUACUGUCAAGCCACUCGGUAUCUUUACCCCAUCACAAGCAGUCUCUGUUGUUUCCCACGCUGCUCAUGGUUCACUCAUCUAUGCCAACGUAAACAACGAUGCCAACCUCCAAUUCGUUACCAUCGAUCUCUCCCAAAACAAGCAACUCUCUUCCACCCCACAAACUACCUUUGUUGUCUCUAUGGGUUACUUUACCAACUAUUAA